Messenger RNA from Phytophthora sojae, 327 nucleotides. RefSeq lists its product as hypothetical. The record is from RefSeq and is a predicted model, not a curated record. The transcript has 2 exons. Lineage: Eukaryota; Oomycota; Peronosporomycetes; Peronosporales; Peronosporaceae. The coding region runs from base 1 to 327 and encodes 108 amino acids.
AUGAGUAAUGUGAUGCUCUGGAGGCAGGUCGAUCCCGCCGAGAAGACAGCGGUUGGCACGCUCGUGGCCGACAGCACUGGCACGGCCGCAACAGACUCGCUGUACACGUUCAACUACGCGCAGAACCCCUUAACGUUCAAGGUGAGGCGCAAGUCGGGCAUCUCGCUCGUGUCCGUACCUGGAGGCAUCCGAGGGCGGCGAUCGGAUCGUCUACGGCAUCUGCAAGAGGACGCUCGACAACUUGAAGUUGGCUUCGGGCGGCAAACGCUCUGGGUCCGUGGUCAAGGAUCGGCCACGACCAAAGUGCGGCCUACUCAAUUGGGGUAG